AUGAACUACCAGAAUCAGCUGAAGAGGAUCACCGACCACGGCAUGACAGAAGCUGACGGAAAACGGACAAAAUAUACCAUAUUUGGGCACGAAUUCGUUCUAAAGGAUCAGAUUUCAGAUGUGGCUGGUUUCGUGAAAACUGUGAAAAGCGUCGUUGACGAGGCUGUCAAGGUAUCUCCAGAGGCGUCCCUCGCCUGGGCUGGCGUCUGUGUUCUCCUCCCGGUCUUCACAAAUCCAAGCGUGGCAGAGGAAGCCAAUCGCAAUGGGCUGUCAUACGUGACCUCUCGCCUCCGCUACUAUGUCGAGCUCGAACCUCUGCUGUUGCCAGAAAACAUCGAAAGCAAGGAAUUAAGGGGAGAGUUCGAGAGGCAUGUCGUCGACCUCUACCAGAAGAUCCUCCAGUUCCAGAUCAAGACAGUCUUACGAUUCUACCGAGGUUGGCUGGCUAAUAUAAGUCGAGAUGUGAUCGGCUCUGACGAUUGGGAAGGGAUGGUUUCCAAAAUCAAGGAUCUGGAACAAACUGUGCGGGACGAAUCAAACACCAUGAAUACCAUUGCUUCGCGGGAAAGACUAGGUGACAUUCACAAUGCGGCACAACAACACGAUAAGAAGCUACAGUCAUUGUUGGCGGUCGCAGAGGAGCACCUACUAGUCUCAAAGGAGCACAGAGAAAUUUCUUCCGGGCAACUUUCUGAGCAUAAACAAACGAAGUAUGUUUCCGAACCUCAUAAACUCGUUGUUCAACAGACUAACAAUCUUCCUGUUGUUCAUGAAGCACGCUACGACAGCGCCGACGUGCAGGACAGCCCGAAGUGUUACGACGGUACUCGUAUCAGCAUCAGAGACAAGAUCAAUCAUUGGGCAGACGAAGACUCGCAAGAAACCCUACUCUGGCUUGUUGGCCCCGCGGGAACUGGAAAAUCUACUCUUGCGCGCACUGUCGCCGACUUUUUUGCCAAGAAAUCGCAACUAGUGGCUGCAUACUUUUUCAAGAGAGGACAACAGAGCCGCAACGACACCAGUCGGAUUUUCCCCACCCUUGCCGUCCAAAUGAUGGAAACCAUUCCCUCAUUCAAAGGCUGCCUGGUGAAACACUUAGACGGCUUGAGCAAAGAUGCGGUAGAGAAAAAGGCUCUGGAAUUCCAAUUCGACAAACUUUUACGGCAUCCCUUGGCAGACCUACCUCAUACCCACACAAAGCAGUUGCCUAUGAUAAUUAUCAUCGACGCUUUGGAUGAAUGUGAGCGGCCUGAACAUCUUGCGGAAAUACUAGGCCUCUUAUCCGAGCUUCGAAUCAUCCCUCAGGUGCGCUUGCGCGUGAUCUUAACGAGCAGAUCUGCACCCAGCAUCGGGAACGCCUUUGAUCCGCUGCUGACGAACAACACUGCCCGACGCCUCGAGAUCCACCGAGAAUUCCUUCAAGACACUAAGAAAGACAUCCGAAUCUUCUUGGAAACCAACUUUACACAAAUCAGACUCGCGCGAAAGGUCAACCAAAACCCCUGGCCGUCAGCUGAGGACAUGGACCGUCUGGUCCAGUUGGCUACCAGCCCUGAACCCUUGUUCAUAUAUGCUGCGACUCUUUGCCGGUUUGUCUAUGACCAGAAGCAACCCAGAAAUCCUAAAAGACAGUUGGAUAAAUGGCUUGUGCAGUGUGAAGACGGAAAAUCCCAGUUGGAUCAGAUCUACAGCCCGAUUCUCGCCCAGGUAUUCGCCGAUCACAAUAAUGCGGAAUCUGAACAACAGCUGCAGUUCCUGGGGGCCCUUGUCCUCCUCGUGAAUCCAAUCUCGGCCUUCUCACUUGCGGCUGUUCUUGGAAUAGACACGGAUGACAUCACCUGGUGGCUUUCUGAGCUACAUGAAGUGUUGGACAUCCCUUCUGAUUCUGAAAGACCCCUUAGACUUCUGCACAAGUCAUUCAGCGAUUUUCUACUCGACUCGGAUACUUGCAGUGCUAGCCCCUACCGAGUGGACGUCGCGAAAACACAUAGUCUGUUGGCGGAAAAGUGCGUACAGCGAAUGGAAGCAGGAUUGAGACAAGACAUCUGUGAUGUCGGAGAGCUUGACGCGACAAUCGACGAAGUUCCCGAAGAGCGAAUGCACCGCUGCAUACCUGAAGACCUCGAAUACGCCUGCCUUCAUUGGGUCUAUCACCUAAAGAGCAGUGGACAACCUCCUAGCACCGACGUCCUCAUCUUUCUCAAUGAGCACUUCCUUCACUGGCUAGAAGCUUUGUCGCUUCUAGGGCGGCUCUCGGACGGAGCGCUCGCCAUCGGAGGCUUGCUUGAAUUCAUCAAGGAUUUCCCUGGCACGCCCUCGGAAUUUGUUGAUCUUGUGAAGGAUGCCAGGAGCGUCAUUUCGAGUUUUGGGUCAAUAAUUGAGCGCGCUCCUCUCCAGACUUAUGGGACAUUGCUCUUCUUCACUCCAGUAGCCAGCAAAGUGCGCCAAAUGUUUUGGAAUCAACGCAUGCCGAGGUUGGACCCUAUCCAAGGGGUGAAGAUGGACUGGGAUGCCCACCUCCAGACCCUCGAAGGCCAUGACAACUUCAUCCUAGCAAUUGCAUUUUCACCAGACAGCCAAGUUAUCGCAUCAGGGUCAGGUGAUGCUACCGUCCGACUUUGGAGCGCAAACACCGGUGCUCACUUGCACACGCUUGAAGGCCAUAGCUCAGUUGUCAGCGCUGUCGUCUUCUUUGAUAACGAGACCCUAGCAUCAGGAUCAUAUGAUGGGACAAAAGGUUCUGCAUACUCUCGAUCAUCGGGCGAUCUUGUCCUCGCAUGCCUUAACGGUGACCUCGAUCUUCGAAUCUAUUGA
Messenger RNA from Diaporthe batatas, 2814 nucleotides. RefSeq lists its product as uncharacterized. Gene Ontology annotation, molecular function: protein binding. The record is from RefSeq and is a predicted model, not a curated record. The transcript has 5 exons. NCBI's taxonomy places the organism in Eukaryota, Fungi, Ascomycota, Sordariomycetes, Diaporthales, Diaporthaceae. The coding region runs from base 1 to 2814 and encodes 937 amino acids.